AUGUACUCAAAAUUCCGCUCCUCCUAUUAUGAGAGUGAAAAUGAACCUCUGUUUUCCCCAAAAGAUUUCCUUUCUAUUGCCCCUAUCACACAUAUUGAUUGCUCUAAACAGAAGGAAAGUAUCCAAUCUGGAUCGGUGGUUAUGCGAAUUGAAUUUGAGACAAAUCUGCUGCCACCACCGUUGAAGAUUCAGGCGAAGUGGUUGACUGAUAAUUACCAUGGUAUCUCCUGGAAUUCAGGGUUUACACCCCUACAUAAGUUUGGAAACAUUAUUAAACACAUUGCGGAUGGGGCAGACAGAAUUUAUGUGAAAGGACGUGAAAAAGCAGCCUACCUGAGAAACUUCACCAGCAAACCAAUAAUCGAGCUUGAAGAGCAGCCCCGCCUCACCCCUUCACCGGCGAAGUGUUUUUACCAUACAACAGAUAUUUGCAUGUGUGCGAUUGUCUAA
Molecule: messenger RNA, 450 nt
Organism: Acanthoscelides obtectus
Lineage: Eukaryota; Metazoa; Arthropoda; Insecta; Coleoptera; Chrysomelidae
Source: the annotation of a GenBank genome assembly